AUGCCCACCGACAUCUCAAUCCUCGUCUUCGUCGCCUCGCCACUCGACUACGCCCGAUACCGGCAUACAGCUCUAUUCUUCGACUUUGCGCAAACACAACGGCAAGAGACAGACAAGAAGGACCACCCAGCGGUCCUUGAAAAUGGGAUCAAUACCCAGACUGGAAAUGAGCUACGGCUCAAGAAUGCGGGAAAUGCAGGCGCAGAUGUAGAUGGAUCUCCAUCUCCAUCUACAGACCCCGCCUCCUCCUCCUCCUCCUCCCCCUCCUUCGAGGUUAAAUCAUGUUUGAUGGAAAUCACCGGAUCACCAGGAUUCUACAACUUUGCCGAACACAUAAACUCCGACAUCCCCAUCUCCUCGUCCAGUACGUUCCAACCACCCCCGUCUCUCUCCAAACCAACCCAAACCACCGCUAACCCAACCCGCCUCUCCAACACAGCUCUAGCCCGCGUAAUCCCCGUCUCCUCAAUAAAAACCGCACCCCCGCCCGCCCUCCGCCUCAUAACAUCCGAAACGCCAAUCCCCAUCGACAUCGCAGAGGAAAUGGACUGGAAUUCGCAGAAUUGGGUAGGUGAUGCGCUGGGUCGGCUUGUUACGGCGGGGUAUUUGGAUACGAAGGAUCGGGAUCGGGCGUUGGAUGAGAUGGUUGAUGUUGUCUUGGAGGCUAAGGAUGAGGAGACUUCGGGCUCUUUAUGA
This is a messenger RNA of Penicillium cosmopolitanum, 696 nucleotides long. RefSeq lists its product as uncharacterized. The record is from RefSeq and is a predicted model, not a curated record. Bases 1 to 696 code for a protein of 231 amino acids. The transcript has a single exon. NCBI's taxonomy places the organism in Eukaryota, Fungi, Ascomycota, Eurotiomycetes, Eurotiales, Aspergillaceae.